This is a messenger RNA of Serpula lacrymans var. lacrymans S7.9, 331 nucleotides long. RefSeq lists its product as uncharacterized. NCBI's taxonomy places the organism in Eukaryota, Fungi, Basidiomycota, Agaricomycetes, Boletales, Serpulaceae. The transcript has 3 exons. The record is from RefSeq and is a predicted model, not a curated record. Bases 53 to 283 code for a protein of 76 amino acids.
UGAUUUUCCACUUUUUGGCCUUGUCACGUCUGGGUCUGAAGGAGCACUAUCAAUGGCUUGGUACUCGUCCAAACAACAAAAAAUAAAUCUAAUGGAACGAAAUAUACGGUCGUAUAACAUCUCAGACCCACUCCAAGCCUACGAGUUUUCUGUGACGUGCGGCGCAAGUUCAAUAAGCGAAGCAAAAUUGAUGCAUUUGCACACUGGUCUAAUUUGGCUCAGCCAAAAGAAUCGUAGUGCAUCUCAAAGCAAUGUCUAUAGGCUCAUAUAUCAUUACUGGUGAAUUUGUGCGUCCUCUUGUAUGUAUUGAUAUGUCUAAACACACAUGCAU